Boleophthalmus pectinirostris (great blue-spotted mudskipper) is the source of this 2940-nucleotide messenger RNA. RefSeq names its product ATPase phospholipid transporting 8A2 (gene atp8a2). The record is from RefSeq and is a predicted model, not a curated record. The transcript is spliced from 4 exons. Bases 1459 to 1827 code for a protein of 122 amino acids. NCBI's taxonomy places the organism in Eukaryota, Metazoa, Chordata, Actinopteri, Gobiiformes, Gobiidae.
CAGCCCAUAGAGGUGGAGAGGGUUAAAAUAGCCCUCCUCACGACAUUUCUCUCUCAGACUCCAUCACCUGCUCGUUUUGGUUGCCUCUGCAUGGCGCCUGUUUGACACACCUCCUUGGGUGUUCCUCAUCUGUCCUGCAGGAUUCACAGGGAGAUUUAUGCUCCAGCAGCCCCUCUCCCCAGGCUUCCUGCACCUGCCGCAUGUCACCCGAGCCCCGUCGUUUACUGCCCUGUGCCGAGGUGUUGACUCAAGCGGGUGGGCUGUUGUCGGUCAUGAUGAGGGUCCUAGGAGAUUGAGAGGAGCGGAUCUCCCUGAUUGAGACUCAUUUGGGGAGACCAAGGUUUAGGCAAAGUGCCCCACUGAGAAGGAGAACAGGGAUCUGGGCCAUCUCAAACUCUCUGCCCAUUAAUUCAAUUUGUGUCAGAAAUCAGGAAUGCGGUCAAAUAUCUAUGCAGCUGCUUUUAGGCUAACUGGGGAGUGGUCUGGGACAUUCAGCCACUUCCCUCCAUCAUCCCCUUAACUACCCCAUUACCUCUCUUAUUCCCCUGCCUCGUCUAUCUAUAUAUCCAUCUGUCCACAGGCGACAGCGAAUGGAAAACGUCAGUCCAUUUGUCCACUGAAUGCAGUUGAUUUGUGCUUAUUGUAAAGUAGUAAAGCAGAAGAUCUAAUGUGAAUGAAGGAAUUUGGCCUGGUUUAAUCCUAACACCAUGGACCAUAGAAUUGAAGCUUCAGUGAUUUUUAAAAAACUGUCAGGUAUUGCAUAGGGGAAUGUAAGGUCUUCCUAGGUCAAAUUUCAUUAAUUCCUGUUGAAAACUCAAAAGUUUACAACCCAAACCCACACGUGAAUUCAUUGAAUAAACAUCCUAACAUGUGUCAGUGAAGUCUAUUAGGUGAGUUACUAAAAUGAAGACCAUGAAAACAAAUUGAUUAAUGAAAUCGAUCUUAUAACAAAAGCGUUGCAAUAAUAAGUUAGUAGAAUAGUAGAAGAAGUAGUAGAAGUAGUUGAAACAGAACAGUAGUAGCAGUAAUAAUAAGUAUAACUGUGACUGAAAGGACAUUGUGCCAAACCAUAGAAACAAAACUGAGUCAAGGAGACACUGAGACUGUCAAACUGAGGAGAGAUUAAUCCCUGGAGACUGCCCUAAAACAAGGGUUAAAGGUCAAUGCGUCUGGCUGUAGCAGUAUGUCAGAAACAAGUGUGGAUUAGUUUAACUUGGUCAUUUUAUCUGAUAGUAUCGAUAUUACGUUUAACUGUCACCUGAAGCUAAAUCUGCUGAAUAGUUCAUGUUUAGUUUGGAAAUGUACAUUCCUUUUUGUAUAAAUGUGCUUUGUGUGGCAUUUUCCCUUGCUUGUACCAGAUGUUCUCACAGUGAAGAAGCAUGACUUAAUGCUGGAUUUAAAUGAAUUUUCUUCUUAAUAAAAGCAGUCUGUGUGCUGUCAUUGCAGGCUGGCAGAGUGAUGCAGUGCUGGCACUUUUGGCUGGGCCUGAUUCUAGUGCCUACUGCAUGUUUACUCAAAGACUUUGCUUGGACCGCCACGCGGCGCACUGUGAAGAAGUCCCUACUCGAGGAAGUGCAGGAGUUAGAGGCCAGAGCUGUGGACCCAGGGGCCGCUGUUCUCAGGGAUGCCAGUGGCCGAAGUCUAAACGAACGGGCCCAUCUGCUGACAAGAGUAUUUAGAAAAACACCUUCAAACAUGGGACGCUCCAACUCGGUGCAGCAGACUGUGUCACAUGGGUAUGCCUUCUCUCAGGAGGAGCAUGGUGUGGUGUCCCAAUCCCAGGUGGUGCGCUCCUAUGACACCACACAGCAGCGCCCGAGCAUCUAACCUGCUCCCCUGCUUUGUAGCAACAUGUCCCGGCGACAUCAGACUGCAAACGUCAGCUUCCCGCCGAGUGACUGACCCUGCCGUGGCCUUAUUGGACAAUGAACUGACCUCAGAACAGAUUGUCAGACGCAGAGGCCAUCGCAGAGCAUGGAGGACUGAUCUGAGAGAAGGAAAAAGUAUAUCCUAUCCUUUAUGUUACAUGAGCUGCACUGGCAUGAGCAAUCCUAUUCAUACACCAACAUAAGUCAAGCCAAGAGACUGCUUCUCAUAUUUACGCACAAACUGGUCCCUUAAGUGUCUGCGUGUGUCUGUGCGGGGCAUUAUUCUCUCCGCAUGAGUGUCUGCACGCAUAUACCGCUGUCUGUCAUGUGUACUUCCAUUGGAGCCUCUCAUCUUGUGAAGUUUGUUUUAAAAUAAAUUGUCAUCAUGUGUUGACACCAUAAUGAACUGUUGUCUGAUCCAGCAUGCGCGCACACACACUCGCAGACAUGAAGGCACAUCAUCCUUUUAAAUAAGAAGGGAACAUGGACAUGAAGAUGGCUGGAGCCCUCUGUCCCAUAACAGCAGCGAGCCUCACUGCCAAACACUACAAAGAUGUCACUGAGGCAGAACGCCGACCAGACCCCCAUCCUGGCCCCCUCCUACCCCUCUGGGACCUCGAUACUCUACACAGGAGCAACCUCUACCAACCUCUGUCUCAACAUGCUGCUCAUCUGCUGGCCAGUUUUAGACCUCUACAUUAACACUUAUUUUAUUCUGUGACCACUCCUGUGAUUACUGACGCUGCAUCGUUAUGAGGCUUCCUCAUUUUUGGUUCUCCUGGAUUCCCUAUUAAAUUAUUUUUUAUUAAAUGGACAUCUGUAUGUGUUUAUAAGUUUGUCUCUUUUGAAUAAUGCCUGUUUUUGUACUACUCAGACACAUCCUGGAGGGAAUAUUUUACUUGAAUUUGUGCUAAUAGGCUAAUAGGCCCUCUGCAUCAUGUGUUUCUGUCUCACUCUGGAGAUCAUUGUUUAGCUGCUGCCUGUUGAAGAAUGAACACUAAAGGAGAUGUAAGGGGAUGGGAGGUGGAUGUCCAUCCAAUUCCUAAUUAUUAAAUUUAAUCAAUCAAUGUGA